CGACAUCCAGAGCACUUUCGCUUCGUCUGCUUGCGCUCGUGUGGACACACCGGAGAAAAAAAAAAGAAAAGCAUCGGUAGACAUGGCGUUCGUCAGGCAAGCUGUUCUCCUGGUCGCCCUCGUCGCUGCCUGCUGGGCUCACCCGGACGGUGCUCCCGAGUCGGCGUGCGCCACCAUGAUUCCGGAACACAAGGACGCGGUUGGCGAAGUGGCCGGACCCGCGACGCCUUUCAAGUUGGUUCAGGACAAGAGGGACUUCAAGGCUGGAGAUGUCGUCGCCGUGACGCUUUCCUCUAGCGGCACACCCUUCAAGGGAUUCUUCGUGAAGGCCUUCGACGAGAAGAACCAGGAGAUCGGACAGUUCGAGGCCAGCCCCGAAGCCAAGGCCGUCACCAAGUGCUCCGGCGUCACUCACACGGGCAAUGCACCAAAGACCGCCGUCAAGGUCCUCUGGAAGGCGCCUGCGGGAGCCACCGGCAAGGUGCACUUCAGGGCGACUGUCGUCAUCGACUACCACAAGCACGUCAGCGGUCUUCAGAGCACCGUGGCUUGAGGUUCAUCCCAACAGUCAUUUCAACCGCACCGUGCCAUCGCGCUGACUCGUCAUUCAUAAGUUGACUCUUUGUGCGUCUCGUUAUGCGCAAAGCGUCUGCUAAGACACUAUUGGUGAAAUUGCAAUAAAGUGAGAUGUGACUACA
Dermacentor andersoni is the source of this 698-nucleotide messenger RNA. RefSeq names its product defense protein l(2)34Fc-like. Gene Ontology annotation, cellular component: membrane. The record is from RefSeq and is a predicted model, not a curated record. Lineage: Eukaryota; Metazoa; Arthropoda; Arachnida; Ixodida; Ixodidae.